AUGCUUUUCAAACGAAACCUGGCCUCCUCGGUGCGGAAAAUAAAAGUCAAGACUCCACUCGUGGAGCUUGACGGUGACGAAAUGACACGCAUUAUUUGGGACCGCAUCAAGACAAAACUUGUGCUGCCCUACAUGGACGUGGACUUGAAAUAUUAUGACUUGUCCAUCACCAACAGAGACAAAACGGAAGACGCUGUUACGCACGACGCAGCGCAUGCCAUUGCCAAGUACGGCGUAGGUGUGAAGUGCGCAACGAUCACGCCCGACGAACAGCGUGUGGAAGAGUUCAAGUUGAAGAAGAUGUGGAGGUCGCCCAAUGGGACCAUUCGUAACAUCCUGGGAGGCACUGUGUUCCGUGAACCAAUUGUAAUCCCUCGAAUCCCACGUUUGGUGCCCGGGUGGGAAAAACCCAUCAUAAUUGGCCGUCAUGCUCACGGCGACCAAUACAAGGCGACCGAUGUGGUGAUCAAAAAGCCAGGUGUGCUGGAGCUAGUCCACAAGCCUGAAGAUGGUUCGGACCCCCAGGUGAUGCAGGUUUAUGACUACAAGGCUGGAGGCGUGGCCUUGGCCAUGUACAACACAGACGAGUCCAUCCGUGGGUUCGCGCGUGCCUCUUUCGAGCUAGCCAUCUCCAAGCAGCUCAAUCUGUUCCUCUCGACCAAAAACACCAUUUUGAAACACUACGAUGGCCGUUUUAAAGAUAUCUUCCAGGAACUGUACGAUGCGAGCUACAAAGCUCAGUUCGAGAAGGCCGGCAUUUCGUACGAGCACCGUCUGAUCGACGAUAUGGUGGCGCAAAUGGUCAAGUCCAGGGGCGGGUUCAUAAUGGCUCUCAAGAACUAUGAUGGCGACGUCCAGUCCGACAUCGUGGCCCAAGGUUUUGGUUCUUUGGGCCUGAUGACAUCGGUGCUCAUCACGCCCGACGGGAAGACCUUCGAGAGCGAAGCUGCUCACGGCACGGUGACCAGACACUUCAGACAGCAUCAACAGGGCAAAGAGACAUCCACGAACUCGAUUGCGUCUAUCUUCGCCUGGUCUCGAGGCCUGGCGAAGCGUGGCGAACUGGACCAGACGCCCGACGUGACCGAAUUUGCCCACAAGCUGGAAUCGGCCACUUUGAAGACUGUGCAAGAGGACGGUAUCAUGACGAAAGAUUUGGCACUUGCGUGUGGCAACAGCGAUCGCUCGGCGUACGUGACCACAGAGGAGUUUUUGAGCGCCGUAGAAAAGAGACUCCAAAAAGAGCUCGAAUUACAGACCUGA
Lachancea meyersii CBS 8951 is the source of this 1263-nucleotide messenger RNA. Lineage: Eukaryota; Fungi; Ascomycota; Saccharomycetes; Saccharomycetales; Saccharomycetaceae. The record is from the annotation of a GenBank genome assembly.